This is a messenger RNA of Elaeis guineensis (African oil palm), 2568 nucleotides long. Its product is annotated as P-loop NTPase domain-containing protein LPA1. The record is from RefSeq and is a predicted model, not a curated record. NCBI's taxonomy places the organism in Eukaryota, Viridiplantae, Streptophyta, Magnoliopsida, Arecales, Arecaceae.
UAUUUUUAGCAGGUCGGGGGGUGAGAGGGGGGCGGGGGGAGUACAUGUGGAGCCUCGAUCGGAGCGAUGCGUGGAAGCGGUGACAGAGGGAUGGCGAGGUCGCGUUGGAAGCUUUGGGCAUGGCGGAUCGAGCCCCACCUCCUACAAAAACCCUAACCCUACCCUUCUUCCGUUCCUGCCAUUCCCCCUUCCAGUCCCCUCAGGUGUUCUUGUAGAUGGCGGAGGUGCCGAAGCUGCUGUACAUUGUGGUGGUGGACGAGGCAGAGAGGACAGGGGAUGAGAGGGAGAGCUUGUCGUUCCGGUACACGCGGCCGGUGCUGCAGAGCACGCUUCAGCUCAUGGGAUGUAAGGCGCGCCACGCCUUCAAGAUUAGCCGGAGAGUAUUUGAAGUGAUGAGGAGUGAACACAUAACAAAAUCUGACGCCUUGGAAAGCUCAUCUAGCAAAGAAAAUGAACAUCACCAAGCUGGUUGCUCGAGUCAGGAGGAAGUCAGCAGCCACUCGAUUCAAGAAGCUGUAGAUACAAGUAGCACGAUGCCAUUUGAGUUGUACAAAAGACUAACAACUGUUGUUGUUACAAGAGAGAACUUUCUAAACGUUGUUUGUGAUGCACUGUCCAUGUAUAAGUAUGUUGGUCCCAAUCAAAGAGCAGACUUACUCCUAGCAUGCAGAAUUCGUGAAAGAAAGGAAUCUGUGACAGUUCUUUUGUGUGGCACAAGUGGGUGUGGCAAGUCUACUUUGUCAGCUUUGCUGGGAAGCAGAUUGGGUGUCACAACUGUAAUUUCGACUGAUUCGAUACGCCACAUGAUGAGGAGCUUUGUGGAUGAAAAGCAAAAUCCACUUCUUUGGGCUUCAACAUAUCAUGCUGGUGAAUGCUUAGAUCCAGUGGCGGUUGCUGAAGCAAAGGCUAAACGAAAAGCAAAAAAACAUGAUGUUGUUUCUCACCCGAUGGUUAAAGAGGAAUUAUCUGAUUUUACUUUAAAUGAAAAAUCUGAUGGUCGAUCCACAGAUCCUGUCUCUGGAACUGAGUUGAUUGGCAAAAAGCAAAUGGCUAUUGAGGGAUUCAAAGCACAAAGUGAAAUGGUUAUCGAAAGCCUUGAUCGGUUGAUCACCGCAUGGGAAGAGCGAAAAGAAUCUGUUGUUGUUGAGGGUGUCCACCUAAGCCUCAAUUUUGUGAUGGGACUCAUGAAGAAGCAUCCUUCAAUUAUUCCUUUCAUGAUUUACAUUACAAACGAGGACAAACACAUGGAACGAUUUGCAGUACGUGCAAAAUACAUGACCCUGGAUCCAGCCAAAAAUAAGUAUGUUAAGUACAUCCGCAAUAUCAGAAAAAUUCAGGAGUAUCUCUGCAAUCGAGCUGACAAGCAUCUGGUGCCAAAAAUAAAUAAUACAAAUGUUGACCGUAGUGUGGCAGCCAUUCAUGCGACUGUGUUUGGUUGCCUACGUAGACGAGAGGCAGGAGAGCAGCUGUAUGAUCCAACUACUAAUACAGUUUCUGUAAUACAUGAAGAGCAUAGAAACCAAUGUGCUGCUAACUCUCUGAGUUCCAAGGGAAUGUUUCAAUUGAUCCAGAGGAAGGGGUCUUUUAGGCAUUUGAUGGCGCUUGUUAAUACAGAUGGAUCUGUGGCCAAGGCUUGGCCUGUCGAGUCUGUUGGGCAUGGGAAGGCCACAUCUGGAAAGGGCAUUGAGAAAUUUGUGGGAAACCCUAUGUAUGGCCCCUUGCAGAUUGGGAAGGCAGAGCCUGUUAAUCUUCAGUUUGGUAAUUUUGGGAUCAGUGCGUGGCCAAGUGAUACUGGGGGUACAAGUCAUACAGGAAGCAUUGAUGACUCGAGGGCUGAUGGCACUGAUACUGGUAGUAGAUAUUAUUCUUCCUGUUGCAGCUCUCCAAAGAUGUCAGAUGGACCUGCUAAAGAGCUCAAGGAGGAACAGUCAGUGUCUGGUAGUGAAGAAGAAGCUGAUGAUCCACCUGAUGUGGACAGUGAUGAGGACCUAAGUGACAACAAGGAGAUCCAUGAAGAGAUGGAAGGCUCUGUUGAUGAGAACUCAACCAAGUCUGAUGAGGAGUAUGAUGACUUGGCCAUGCGAGAUGGCCUGGAGAAUGGUUACUGGUCGGACGAUGAUGAGGGCCCAAACAAUGAAAGGAAACUAGCAGAUGAGAAAAAGAGAACAGUGGACAGCUCGGGAAUGAAAGAGAAGUACCAACACAAUCUUGAUCUCUUCUUGAAGAUAAGUGAGCAUGCCACUGAACCGCCAUAUUCCUACUCCCUGCUCUCUGAGAAAAGUUCGGACAUGAAAAUGAGGAAACGUUCGUUGAGUGACUCUUUGAGAUUCCAAGGCCGGACGCAAAGCAUUUCGGCUGUAGGUGAGUCUGGGUCGAUGUACAGGGGGCCGGUCCUUUCAGUAGCACCUCAGAGGUAGGUAGCCUGACGAGGAUUUUGUAGAGCGAGCUCUGGAAGCCUGAGGAGAUAGUUACUCUGUCCUGUUUUGCUGGUUGAAAUGGGUGCAUGAGUUGUAGAAGAUUUUAUGUAUUUAUAUAUCUUGUCUGCCUUUUCGGUUUUCUUCUGUGGCA